Molecule: messenger RNA, 2719 nt
Organism: Neurospora hispaniola
Lineage: Eukaryota; Fungi; Ascomycota; Sordariomycetes; Sordariales; Sordariaceae
Exons: 4
Coding region: 380-2719 (779 amino acids)
Biological process (GO): peptidyl-glutamate ADP-deribosylation
Source: RefSeq, a predicted model, not a curated record
CACUUCCCUUCCCUUUAGCUGUCUCUUCAAUUGUGAACACAUCGUGUUCAAUUCACAUCGUGUUCAAGUUCAUACUCACUUACUUACUCACCCGCGUCACUCUUUUUCCCUCUGCCUUCGUUUUUCAGCUUCCCUUCACCCAGGCCUAAGGCGGGGAUAACUACCUAGCUACCCAUCUUAUCCCCCUCCUGUCCUCUAUCUUCCCCGCUUUCCUUUCCUUCUUUCCAUUCUUCCUUCCUUCUUUCCAAACACCCAUCCAUUUUUCCCGUCCUGUCGUCUAUCUUCCCCGCCUUCUCUCCCGUCCUUCCUGUCUCCUUGAGAUACCCGACCCAUAACAUACCUCUGCUUCAACAAUCGACAGCAGCAGAAAGCAAAAACAAUGAAACCAACAACCCACCUCCGGGUGUUUAACCCCCCACUCAAUCUCAUCCUUCGUCAUGGGUCAUCUGCCUCGAAACAGCCGCUGGGAAGGGUCCUUCCUUUGGAUGUGCAGUUGCUGCGGCAGCGGCAGGGACAGCGGCAGGGACAGCCACAACCAGAGGGACAGAGACAGUUACAGCGAAAGGUGGUGGAGGGCUGGGUGCGGGUGCGGGGAGUGGAUGUGUUAGAGAAGAAGGAACUUGGACAGGGGCAGGGGCAGGAGAAGGAAAUGGAGAUGGAAAAGGGACGGGAGAAGGGGCAGAGGUUGGAGAUGGAGAUGCAGGAGAUGGAGAUGGAGAUGGAGAUAGAGAUGGAGAAGAGGUUGGAGAUGGCGAAGAGGUUAGAGAUGGGACAGGAGAUGGGGCAGAGGUUGGGGCAGGAGCAAAGGUUGGAACAGAAGCUGGAGCAAGUCAAAGUGAAAGUGGAAGUGGAUAUGAAACGACAGCGACAGCAACAACAACAGCAAAUUACAAGGGAUGAUAUUGUCGGGGUGCAUAGUACCAAGCAAAAGGAACGCCAACAGCAAAGGGGGUACCGACAACAGCAGCAGCAGCGGGGGUAUCAUCAACUGGCGGUGGGGAGGGAGGAGCAUCAGCAUCAACAAUACCAGCAGCAACAGCAACAGCAAGUAAAACAGAUUCAGGGACAACAGAACCAACGUCGACAACGCCAGCAAGCGAUAUUAGCACGGACACAUCCGCUACUAAUGGAUCAAGAUCCCUCCGCAGUCUCGGAGAUGUCAGCGGCACAGGAGGAAGUAAAGAACGGUGAUAGUGGGUUGAAUGGCCAGGGACAGGGACAGGAACAGGGACAGGGACAGGGACAGGGACAGAUACAAAGACAAGAAGACGGGAAAACAGGACUGGAUGAAACCAAGGUGAUGGACUUUGGUCUCGAGGUCAGUAAUAGUGGUGGUGUUGGUGGUAGUGUUAAAGGUGCUGAGGGUACCGGGGGUGUAAGAAUUCGGAGGCUCGAGAGCCGCGGGGGAAGUAAGAACCGCGGGAGCAUUCUUGCUCAUGUUAGGCGUAAUCGUGCUGCUGGUGCUGGUGGAAGUGGAACAGUGAAGAAUCAGCAGAGUGGGCAGACUCAGCAAGGCCAGCAGGAUCAGCAGGGUGAACAGUCUCAACAGGCUCAGCAGGUUCAGCAGGUUCAGCAGGUUCAACAGGCUUCGGAAAGAAAAGGGCUAGAAGGUGGUGAUGGCAAAGUAAAGUCCCAGAAAGCUGAACCAAUGGGAAAAGUCGAAAAGAAGGGUCCGUCGUAUUUCACAUUCAGUCUUAGAAGUGGUCGCAAGUUUGGUCCGGGUGCGUUGGAACACCAAGAGGAUUUGGGUGGCUGGAAGGUGGGAAAUGAUAUGAUCAUCAGUGGCGGAAGCGUGGUGUUGAGGUCUUUAGGGUUGUCGUCGCCGGGUGUAGCAGAGACGACAGCAGAGAUCGGAACACGUGAGGCGCGAAAAGCAGAACCGAAGACGAAGACGACAUCCGCAUCAUCACAAGCAAAAACAUCAACAUCAACCAAACAACCACCACAGCAACCACCACCCCCGCUCACCACCCACCGCCUCACCCUCAUCCCCCACGCUAGCUCCGACAUCUUCUCACCCACACCCCCUCCUGGCUCCCUCCUCAUCCACGCCUGCAACGCCCAAGGCGACUGGGGCACCGGCAUAGCCAGGAUUUUCCGCACUCACUACCCCGGAGCCUACAAAGCCUACCAGGCGCACUGCUCUUCCAUCCCUACCACCUCCACCUCCUCACAAACCAAUCUUCUUCAAGACCAAGAAGAAGCCGAGUCCGUCGACCCCAUCCAAGCCCGUAAAAACGCUUUGACCAAGCACCAGCGCAGCUUAGUCGGCACGGCCCUACUCAUCCCGCCGCGUCCCUCCGUUCCGGGCGACAAGAAGCACUUUAUCGGGUGUCUUUUUACCAGUCUCGGGUAUGGCCCUUAUAGAGAUCCGGCGGUGGCGAUGAUGAAAGCGACGGGGAAGGCGAUGGAAGAUCUGAUGAGGCAGGUUGCGGAGUGGAAUGUGAAUACUGCUACAGCGAAGAAGAAGAAUAUGAAUAUGGUAAUAGGUCCGGAAAUGAGGAUGCCUAGAAUUGAUGCGGGCAAGUCUGCGGUGGAGUGGGAGAUGACCAAGGAGGUUUUGGAGAAGGUGGAGGUUAGGGUGCCUGAGGGGAUGUUGCCUGGGAAAGGGGAGAUAAGAGUUUUUGAUGGGGUUGGUGCCAUUGAGGGGGAGAAAGGGAAGGGGAAGGGAAAGGGGAAGGGGAAGGGGAAAGGACAGAGAAAUGGGAAUGGAAAGUAA